AUAUUCUAUGUUUCUGAAGGUUCAUAUAUGGUUCUUAAGAUACAGGCGAGAAAAAAAAAACCUAUGCGUGGAGAUGGCCACAGAAAGAUGGCUAUAGGUUUACAUUAGAAAAUGCGGUUUAGAAGAGAUAACCCUCUAACUAGUUGCAUAUCAAUUCCUCACCCCAUGUUGUCUUGAAUUAUUGGAAAUAACGUUAUUUCCAUUGUUGUUUACGCAUACCUUUAAGGCAAAACCGAGACUAUAUACAUGUAUGUGAAAACAUUUAAAUGUACUGAAUACAACAAAAUAUGUAAUUACAUGUCGACACAUACAUGCACAUCCAUUCCGUUUUUUCAAAACUACCACAUUUAAGCCAAACAUUGAAAAUAAGAAGCAUCGGGUUUCUCUCUUCGUACAUUUCUUAAAUAGACGAACGCGGAAGUACACACAGCGACUCAUCUCGCGUUGUCUGAGUACCUCUGGGAUCUCCGCUUCAAACCACCAACCACCCGCUUGAAUUCAAAACUGCUUUUUUAGCGAGAAACCUGGUAAAACAAUUUUUAAAAAUGGCGAAGAGAGAACAUUUGUUAAAACACCGAGCUAAAGUUGUUAACAACACGUUUGAGUUGAGUAUAGACUCGACUGCCGUCGAAGAAAAGUUGUUUGGCCAUGCAGAGGAGGAAGAGGACGCGGACGACGGACCUGUGGUCUUCAUCUGCGGGAAGUGCAAGCUGCCUGUCGGGGACUCAAUGUCGUGGGAUGGAAGUGAAGACGAACAAAACCAAAUACGAUUGAAGCGGGUCACUGACAACGUCGCGGUUGGAGAAAAGACUCGCCGGUAUGAAGCGGGUAAACGAUCUCUCUGUCUGGUCGUGGAUCUAUUCUGUUGCGGCUGCCGCUCUGUGCUUGGAAUGGUUUAUUCAUCAACGCCCAAGAACCUCGACCACAAAAGAUUUACUUUCUGUUUCAACGUAGCAGACAUAGACAGCUAUGUGCUCGGCUCUGCGAGCCAGACGUUGGCAGCAGAGGGCUCCAAAGAGCAGCCCAUCACCCUGGAGUACAGAGGCGUCGUUGAACAACAGCUGACAGAGGUACAUCACUGCUGCUGCUUCUCUUUGUCUGUUUUCUCUGUUUUUGUAUCGUUACGAGAUCAAACAUUUCAUCCACGGAGCAACACGUCUGCUCUAAAGCGCAUUGCAAUGUGUCACCAUGACAAUUUCUCCCAACACAGGUGAGUUUAGUCCUUAAAAAAAAAAUCUAUAUAUUUUUUAAAUGUACAGAUCUGACCUGCACAUUGCCAGUGAUGAAUCACUGUUCUCCGUGUUGCGUCCGUCAUACAUUUAUUUCAAGCCGCUCUCUCUCUCAUUGUGCAUCAAUGCACAGGUUGCACUCAUGAUGACAUCAGCUCAGUUCUGGGAAGCCCACACUCCUGUGAUGGGCAGACGUUCGUCCCCGACAUUACCUCAUCUCGCCAUGUCGUCCCUUGCAAUGCGAUAUAUAGCAGUUGAGAUAUAAAAUACAGAAGUAUAUUAUUAGUAAGUUUCAGUCAAAACAUCCAAAUUACACCCAAUACUGUUUAUAAUUUUCUGUACGUUUCAACUUUUUAAAUCCCCUUCUGUUGUGUCACUUUUGUAUUGUGUAUUAAUAUCAUUAUGAAAACCUAUCGGGUACUUUUUCCCCCCUGAAAUAGUGUCGCAGGUCCUCAAGUUCUUCUUAAUCAUCCUUUGUCUAAAAAACAUCCACACGUGUCCUCAGACGGGCCAGUAGGGGGCGACGGUGUGCAGGAGCGCCUGCUGAGGACAAUAGAUGUGAUGGGAAGCAUGUGGAGGAAUCUUUGUGAGAGGAAAAACAUGUUUUGAUCAUGAAGUGUCUUUGUCACUAGCUGGAUGGAUGCGGGCGGGUGGGGGGGGGGUUUACUCUGCACUGACCCCUGAAUCUCCAGCAUGUGACGAGUGAUCAAUGGGAUUUAUGGGAUUUAAACUAUGACACAAUACUGAUUAUAGAUUAGAAUAAAAGGGGGGAGGGGGAAAGAGCAUUUUUUCCAGUAGUCAACAUGUUAAGUUUCAGCUAUAAGUGUUCAUGGAACAGCUUAUCCAUUUACAACUCAUUGCAGGUUUAAAAAUUCAAUAAUUGUCGGUGACUAAAUUGUUUCCCGAGCAAAAAGUAUGCCGGUAAUUUUCUAUUCCUCACGCAUCAAGGUAGCGACCAAUAAAAUAGUUUGGUCAUCGGUCGUUACACGUCUACAACUCGAUGUCCUCUGUUAUCCUGUAACUGAUGUGGUCAUCGCGCCCCGCCGCCAUCGCUAAUGUAUUCAGUCUCGUAGACAUUUGUUUGGUUGUUUCAUCUUGUGCACUCACUGACCUGUCGUCUCCUCCCCCCCCCCCCCACACACACACACCUUCAUACCCGUCCAUCCCUGACCACUUCCCCGCUUGGGUUUCGUCACUCUUUCUCACUUUCCCCCCAUUUGUCCAUGUGUCUUUACUCCACCCCUCUUUCUUGCCUUACUGUUUCCUGCCGCUGCCUUCCUUUCCCCACCUGUCCGUUGACUCCAUUUCUCCCCCCGUCCUGACUCCUUCAUAUCCACCGACUCCACCUUCCCUCUUUUACUCAUUUUUGCCGAUUCUACCUUUUUGCUGUUCCAUCUUCACAUCACCUGCGCCUCUUUUUUUUAAAUCCUUCCCCUUCUCUUCUGCCUUGACCCCCCCCCCCCCUCCCCCAUC
This is a messenger RNA of Pseudoliparis swirei, 2702 nucleotides long. It is a transcript of the gene mis18a, whose product is annotated as MIS18 kinetochore protein A. Bases 546 to 1214 code for a protein of 222 amino acids. Gene Ontology annotation, cellular component: chromatin; chromosome, centromeric region; nucleus. The record is from RefSeq and is a predicted model, not a curated record. Gene Ontology annotation, biological process: CENP-A containing chromatin assembly; chromosome segregation. The transcript is spliced from 4 exons. Lineage: Eukaryota; Metazoa; Chordata; Actinopteri; Perciformes; Liparidae.